Molecule: messenger RNA, 748 nt
Organism: Microtus ochrogaster (prairie vole)
Lineage: Eukaryota; Metazoa; Chordata; Mammalia; Rodentia; Cricetidae
Product: presequence translocase associated motor 16
Biological process (GO): protein import into mitochondrial matrix
Cellular component (GO): TIM23 mitochondrial import inner membrane translocase complex
Source: RefSeq, a predicted model, not a curated record
AGUGCUGGGUUCUUAAGAAUGAGCUGGUCCCACUGGGUUAGGAAGUGACAACUGUGCCCCUGAGGUGGAGCGGCCGCCAUGGCCAAGUACCUGGCCAAGAUCAUUGUGAUGGGUGUGCAGGUGAUGGGCAGAGCCUUUGCCCAGGCCCUGAGGCAGGAAUUUGCAGCAAGCCAGGCAGCUGCUGAUACUCGGGGUUGUGCUGGGCACCAGUCUGCAGCCACAUCCAACCUCUCUGGCCUCAGCCUCCAAGAGGCCCAGCAGAUUCUCAACAUCUCCAGGCUGAACCCUGAGCUGGGCCAGAAGAAUUAUGAACACCCAUUUAAAGUGAACGACAAAUCUGUGGGUGAUUCCUACCUGCAGUCAAAGUUUGUCCGUGCAAAGGAACGCCUAGAUGAGGAACUCCAAAUACAAGCCCAAGAAGACAGAGAGAAAGGGCAGCUGCCCAAAACGUGACUGCUGGGCAUGCCCCACCCCACCAUUGCCUCAUAAUUUAUAACGUGGUGAUGAAUGUCUUUUCCGUGUUAAAAAAAAAAGAAUGAGUUAUUACACCCAGAUUUCUCUGUUCUCUUUAAUACCAUAUUACUGAAUCAAACUUCAGGGAUGACAUUUUUAUUCCUAGUAGUAGAACUGGCCAAUGACAGUAAAGGGAACAUGUGUGAGGUGCUCAGUGCACUCAGCCUGGAUCCCAAACCAAAGCUUCUGUAAACCACUGUGUUGUAAUGCAAACCCAGCUCAAUGUAACGUGUCA